This is a messenger RNA of Fraxinus pennsylvanica, 930 nucleotides long. Lineage: Eukaryota; Viridiplantae; Streptophyta; Magnoliopsida; Lamiales; Oleaceae. The record is from the annotation of a GenBank genome assembly.
AUGGGUAAGUCCGGGAAGCCUGGAUUGGCUAGGAGCUUAUUCGAGGAGAUGGUGGAUUCCGGGAUCGCACCAGAUGAAAAGACAUUGACAGCAUUGAUCAAGAUUUAUGGUCAGCGAAUGGAUUUCAUUUUGUAUAAUACAUUUUUGAGUAUGUGUGCUGAUAUUGGAUUGGAGGAAGAGGCUGAGAAGCUUUUUGGGGAGAUGGAGGGAUCAGAGAAAUGUAGGCCUGAUUGUUGGAGUUACACAGCAAUGCUUAAUAUAUAUGGGAGCGGAGGAAAUGUUGAAAAGGCAAUGGCUUUGUUCAAUGAAAUGUCCAAGGUUGGUUCUCAAUGUCAUUGGAUGUACGUGUUUGAUUCAAUGCCUGGGGAGGCAAAGAAAACCAAUGAUUUGGUUCGGGUGUUCGAUACAUCAGUUAAGGGAGGGGUAAAACCCGAUGAUAGGUUGUGCGGGUGCCUGCUCUCCAAUUUAUUAUAUUGUCAAGGUGAGGAUAUGAACAAGCUGCUAAACGAAAAGAGCACUGACUUAGACAUUGUGAAAGAAGAGUUCAGAAUCAUACUCAGAAACAUGGCGGCUGAGGCCAGGAGACCCUUUUGUAAUUGUUUGGUUGAUAUAUGCCAAAACAGAAAUCAUAACGAAAGAGCUCCCGAGCUCCUGUACAUGGGAAUUAUCUAUGGAGUGUAUCCAGGUUUGCAUACCAAGAGCUCACAGGAGUGGCGGCUCAAUGUCCAGUCACUAUCAGUUGGUGCAUCACACACUGCAUUCGAAGAAUGGAUGAGUAGUCUAGCCAAAAUCAUCCAACGCCAAGAGCCACUGCCCUUGCUUCUUAUGUGGAGAAACUUGCUGCUCAUUUUAGAGAGGGUAAGGCAGGAUUUCUCAUUGCAAUUCGAGAAGAUCUACCAUCAGGGCUGCAAUCAAAAGGAUGUUGAGUAG